This is a messenger RNA of Drosophila ananassae, 1734 nucleotides long. RefSeq names its product T-cell activation inhibitor, mitochondrial. Bases 160 to 1542 code for a protein of 460 amino acids. The record is from RefSeq and is a predicted model, not a curated record. The transcript has 2 exons. Lineage: Eukaryota; Metazoa; Arthropoda; Insecta; Diptera; Drosophilidae. Gene Ontology annotation, cellular component: mitochondrion.
UUUGAACAUUUGUUUUUUAAGUUCCUUUGACUUUAGUUUCAAUAGUUUAGUUUCAAUUUCAAAAUUCGGAGCAAAAUUUAUUCGUCCUACUUGUGAAUUCCAAAAUUUAGUUAAAAUUUUAUUUCCAUUUUCCUAUUUUCCUGCAAAUUUUGAACCGAAAUGAGGUCCUUUAGCCUUAAAUUGGCAUACUCUGUGGCCAGCUCCAGUUGCCGACGAAUGCUGAGCACGGAUCUGAUGGCGGCUCUUCGUCCUUUCUAUUUGGCCAUCCAACCGAACCGCCAACCUCCGGCGGAGAAGCGUGUCAACGAGGAGUCUCUGCGGCUGCUUAGCUCCCAUCUGGAGUCCUUGACAGGACAUUCGGGCAGCUGUCUACCCGCCGACGGUCAGCUGGAGUUCUACAUGCCGACGGCCAGCGAGAGCAGUCAACUGGGUGGACCGGUGAUGAGUCGUCUGGUCAGAGUCCAGGUGGACAGGAACCUCCUGGAUCCCAGGGCCGUGAUUCGGGGCAUCCUCAAGUCCUGCAACUUGCUGCACACUGAAACGGAUAAGGAUAUGGAGUCCCCAGAGGGAGAUCUGCUUGGCCAUCAGGUGAGAGAUCCUUUGAAAGAGCACUCCCUGGACGCCUGGAUGCGUCAGGCACUGGCUCGGACGGAAGCCAAUGAUCUGGCCACCCUGCGAUCGAAGAUCACGGGCUUGGAACGUACUCUGAUGGAGAAGUGGGGCAUUCGGAAUAUUCGUUAUGAUUGUGGCUGCAACUUGGAACGGUAUCAUAACUGCCUGAGGGAUCUGAAGGUCAUAGCCGACUCCCAGGCGGAGAAUCCCCUCCGGGAUCGCGUCGUUGUCUUUGGCCCGUACACGGGCAUUAGUCUAGAGGGCGAUGUGAUGCUCUUUUCCGGAGAUGCCUCCGCCGGGUGGAGCGAGUUCCUGGCCCAGAUGCGAGUCCACGAGGAUCAGCUGAAGCUGGUGCCGCUUUAUGAGCGCGCCCUGUCCGCCGUCCUGCUGGGCAUUCAGAUCGAGAGACGGCAGUCCCCGGAGCCGGGCUGUGAGGCCCGGGCCUAUGCCGAGAGCCUGAAGCGGGUGAUCCGGGCCGUGAGUGAGCACCUGAAGCUGGCCGAGAGUGUGGACGACUUGCCGGAGACCCUGCGGCAUCACCAGCUGGCCGUUGUGACGGAAAGUGAGUCGCCGAAGGUUAGCCAGACGGGCCUGUUCCUGGCGCCCUCCUCCUGCCCCGGUCCCGAUCUGGUGGACUUCAUCUGUCGCAACCUGGACGUGGCCAGUACGAGGGUUAGACGCUAUCGCCGGGAUAUUCAGGUGGAGCGGCAGUUGUGGCGGCAAUGCCUGUCGGAACUGGAACUGCAGAGGCUCAGCAAGGACGACUCGGUGACGCCGGACAAAAUGGUUACCGCGUUGACGAAUCUCCUCCAGAGUGGGAUCAAGUCCUGUCGCGGUCUCAGCCUCCAUGUGACGAAUUAUUGGUCUGUUCCGACAGACGGUAUUGUCUGCAUUCCAUGGGACUUCCAUAAGACCAAGGAGCAAUCCUAAACCAUCUCCUCCUCAGACCUCAUUUCAAAGACUUCAUUUUUCUUUAGAAGAAAAAAAUAUUUGCAAAAAAAAAAAAAGAAUAUUAAUUUAAUAAUCAUUUCAGCUAAUUUGCAUGUAUUUUAUUUUGGAUAUAAUCACUUUGAUUUGAGAAAGUUAUUUAAAUAAAAAAAAUCCCUCACUUUUCUAUGGUUA